Messenger RNA from Ostrinia furnacalis (Asian corn borer), 1351 nucleotides. It is a transcript of the gene rnh1, whose product is annotated as ribonuclease H1. Gene Ontology annotation, biological process: DNA replication, removal of RNA primer. Lineage: Eukaryota; Metazoa; Arthropoda; Insecta; Lepidoptera; Crambidae. Gene Ontology annotation, molecular function: RNA-DNA hybrid ribonuclease activity; magnesium ion binding; nucleic acid binding. The transcript has 3 exons. The record is from RefSeq and is a predicted model, not a curated record. The coding region runs from base 36 to 1121 and encodes 361 amino acids.
UAGAGAGCAAAAUAUACCUUCAAUCAACGUUUUAAAUGUUGAAGCUGAAAACAGUUGUACAGAAAACUUUAGCUAGUUUUUUAAUUAAUAAAAACGUGUAUAAAGCUUCUAAGAUGCCUUUCUACGCCGUUGCGAAAGGUCGGACUCCCGGAAUAUUCAUGAAUUGGGCGGACUGCGAAGCUCAGGUCAAAGGCUUUUCUGGUGCCAGAUACAAGAAGUUUGACACAGCUGAUGCAGCUCAAAAAUUUAUUACUGAUGUGGUUAGUCAUAAUAUUUUACCAGCAUCUAAUUCUUUCAAUAAACCAAAAAACCAGCCAAGUUCGUCCAAUAAAAACCUUAAAAGAAACUAUUCUAAUUCUUCUAAUUAUGGAAACAGUAACAGUUUUCAACCAACCAGUAGCAGCUUAAAAAAUCAGAAGCGCAAAGAUCAAAACAGCGAUGAAGACGCCGGAUUCUCAGACGGGUCUGAUGACUUGAACACAAUUUUGACUAAACAGUUGGAUGAUGUAGAAAAGAGGCUGAAAGGUUUUGAGAAAAAUGUUGACAAAAUCAUAAAGAAAAACACUAAAAGUUAUAAAGGUGGGGAAAGGAAAGCUAUUAUGAUAGAGCCUCCACAGCCAAAGAGAAGAAAAACUAGUGGAGGGUCCGAUUUUGAAACGGACAAUGAUGGUUAUGUGCAAGUAUAUACAGAUGGAGCGUGCUCUGCCAAUGGUCGCAGCGGAGCGAGAGCUGGUUUAGGAAUCUACUGGGGUGAGGCACACCCUCUGAACACCAGUGAACCAGUAUCGGGUCGUGCUACAAAUAAUUGUGGAGAAAUUCAAGCUGCAACAAAAGCUAUCAAACUCGCUAUGCAAAAUGGUGUGACAAAGCUGUCUAUCAACACUGAUUCUAAAUUUCUCAUCAAUUCAGUGACCAAAUGGAUGCCAGGUUGGAAAAGAAAAGGAUGGAAAUUACAAUCAGGAGAGCCAGUCAAAAAUGAGACAGACUUUAAAGACCUUGAUAGUGUUCAGAAUAAGCUUGAUAUAAAAUGGAAUUAUGUUGAGGCACAUCGAGGAAUUCAUGGCAAUGAAAUGGCUGAUCAGCUAGCUAAAGCAGGAGCAGCUAUGAAUCAAUCAAAAUAAAUGACUGAAGCAUUUGUUAGCAUGUAAUCUAAACCUUUGAUAAGGUUCUCUUGUGAUAAUUUUUGAAGAGUUUUGUUUAAGAAUGAUAAGUAUAUGUAGUAAUACUAUGUAAUGUGAUUCGGAAGUCCCCAACAAACAUAGCCAUGCAGGCAUGAAGAAAUUAAUAAUGAUAGAAAACAUCUAAGGAUUUUUGUGAUUGUAUGGUACCUAUUCUUGCAAAGUUAUUUUUG